AUGGGAGAACCGCCUUGCAGUGAUGAACCUCGAAGGGAUGUAGGUCAAGAAAAGGAUAAAUUUGCAAGGACUUUAACGGAUGUACAAUGUCCUUGGUAUCCGAAUUGUCACAAGUUCUCGAAGUUGUCUUUUCUUGUGAAGUUGCUCCAUAUUAAGAAUAUUUGUGGUUGGGGCAAUAAAUCAUUUAACUUGGUUCUUGACUUAUUCAAAGAGGCAUUGCCUGAAGGGGAGACAUUGUCGACUAACUAUUACGAGGCAAAAAACGUCAUUCGAGACUUGGGACUUGGAUAUGUUCAUAUACAUGCGUGUAUGAACGAUUGUGUAUUGUUCUGGAUGGAGCACCCCGAUAAAGAAAAUUGUCCGAGAUUGCAGCAGCUCUUUUUGUCAAAGAAGAUAGUUUCGCUCAUGAGUUGGCAUAAGGAGAAGCGUGUCGCAGAGGAUACAAUCUUACGACACCCUGUGGAUUUCGAGGCUUGGAAGAAAUUUGACAAAGACCAUGAAUGCUACGGGAGAAUGGAUAGAUCGAGCAAGAAUCAAGAGGGAAGAGUACCGGAGGGAGAUGGGCUCACGGCGCUGAUGCUUGGUGGUGCCGUGUAUUUGGCCCUUGGUGUUAAUGUCGUACAAUUUACCACCGUGGAAAUGCAUAAAGGAUCCAUUUUUAUGUUGUCGCUACUUAUUCUAAGGCUGAAUUCACCUGACAAUGAUAUAGAUGUUUAUCUACGUCUGUUAAUAGAUGAGCUGAAAGAGUUGUGGGAAAAUGGCGUGGACACAUAUGAUGCCAUGAAAGAGCAGUAUUUUAGGCUGCAUGCUGCUACCUUGUGGACUAUAAAUGAUUUUUUGGCCUAUGCAAAUUUAUCUGGGUGGAGCACAAAAGGGAAGUUGGUAUGCCUUACGUGCAAUAAAGAUACUUGUCAUUUACGAUUGAAGCAUGGAUUCAAGACUACUUAUAUGGAUCAUCGUCGUUUUCUCCCUCUCGACCACCCUUUGCGGAAGAAGAUGAGGGUGUUCAAUGGUAAGCAAGAGCAUAGGCCUAAACCUAUAGGAUUAUCUGGGGAUAAAGUGCUAGAACAAUUGAGUCAUAUAGGUAAGGUAGCUUUUGGGAAGUCACAAAAUAAGAAGAGGAAGCGUACAGAUGAAGAGUUGAAUUGGUUGAAGAAAAGUAUUUUUUUUUGA
Messenger RNA from Tripterygium wilfordii, 1173 nucleotides. RefSeq lists its product as uncharacterized. The record is from RefSeq and is a predicted model, not a curated record. The transcript has 4 exons. Bases 1 to 1173 code for a protein of 390 amino acids. Lineage: Eukaryota; Viridiplantae; Streptophyta; Magnoliopsida; Celastrales; Celastraceae.